Molecule: messenger RNA, 7277 nt
Organism: Onychostoma macrolepis
Lineage: Eukaryota; Metazoa; Chordata; Actinopteri; Cypriniformes; Cyprinidae
Product: adhesion G protein-coupled receptor L1-like
Exons: 25
Coding region: 1497-5987 (1496 amino acids)
Biological process (GO): cell surface receptor signaling pathway; heterophilic cell-cell adhesion; adenylate cyclase-activating G protein-coupled receptor signaling pathway
Cellular component (GO): axon; presynaptic membrane; postsynaptic density
Molecular function (GO): G protein-coupled receptor activity; carbohydrate binding; latrotoxin receptor activity
Source: RefSeq, a predicted model, not a curated record
UGAAGCAGGGCGUUCGUGUUCUCUCUAUCAAAGCGUCCGCGUUAAGGUUCCCCCGCUCGCGCCUGCCGCAUCCAGCACAGCACAACCGGGAAUAGCGUCAGGAACCGACGCGCGUCUAUCAUAGAGUAAAUCGUUAGGUUUGCGUGAAUUAUUUGAUCGAAGCAGCGAGGCCUGUGCUGUUUUUCCCGAGGCAGCGGUGUCGCCGUGUGUCUCUAUUGUAUGCAGCAGCAGCAGAAUCCGUGACAGCCGCAUCUUCCAUUGAUCUGUUGAUAUCUGCUGGGAUCUUCUGCAUCUGUCCUUUACUAACAUCACAACAUCUGGCCGCGGUCGCAGGCUCCUCUCUUUCAUAUUAAACCGAAUAUCCUGUUUUUGACGAGAACAUUUGUCUUUUUUUUUCUUCUGUCGUGCACAUGGUGAAUGUAGAUGUGAACGCAGCCUUUUUAUUCAUAGAUGCCAAACAGUGUUUUUAAUCGUCGUGUAGGGUAUAUUUGUGAUUUAAUCUUCGGCCAUCGCUCGGCGCAGGCCGUGGGUUUAGUCACGGACAUCCACGAUGGGUUUCUGCGCUAAAUGUCGCGGAUGUUGUUGAUUAUAGGUGUCAUUUAUUACGGAUCUAACGCGUUUUUACAUCGCUGUUGGGUUGGCGUGGACGGGGAGCGGCGCCAGGCGGGAUUUUGCGUCCGCAGCAAACGACGCAUUUCUUUUUGCCUGAACUCGAUUUUUCUUUUUAUUAAUAUGAUUGUUUUUUGGUUUCAAUGAAAAUCGCCUGUCUGUCUGACAAGGAUCACCCUUUGUAUGCUCGUGGACAGGGAGCGGCGCCAGACGGGAUUUUUUUUUUACUAUACAAUAUAUAUAUUUUUACCUCAGCUCAGUUCCUUAUUAUUAAUAUUCUAGCUAUUUCAGUGUUUAGUUUUCGAUGAAAAUCAGCAGUCCGCAAGAAGAGGAUCACCCUCAGCUCAUCGUCUCAUUGCAAUACCCUUGACGAUCAACAGUUCAUCGCGUAAAUGCCUCGAAAUCCGCGCGAUUAUUAGUCGGAGCGGCGCGACGUCGAGUCGAAGAUUGUCGCUUGUGCUCAUAAUGACUAAUAAACCAAAACGAUUCUCAUCUUCACUCAUGGAUGCUCUUAAUGUUGUAUGUUAAUUUGUCUUAUUGACAGGUUCAGGAGACUGUAUUCAUAUUGGAUUAUAUCAUUGCCGUGUUUAUUAUUCCUCCUGCGUGUUUGUGACUGAAGACGCUCCGUAGGGUGGAUUAUUCCGCUUUUGAAUAUCAUGUUUUUGGCCCUUUUAUCGUCUGGAAAGAUGGCAGCUGAUUAAAUUUUAAUCUUGAUGCAUUCUGGCGACACGGGAGGAGAAGAGGAGAAACGAGUGAAUCGGGGAGGAGAGGAGAGAGGAGAGGGAGAGGAGAGGAUGUAGGGUGGAUACAGGAACACCAGAAGGUUCAGCUGACGUUACAGGAGACUGUCCCACCCCUUUCACCUAGUCCGUUCUUCUGUCCUUACCAUGGCGCUGUCACUCUGGUUACUGUGGAUGAGUCCUGUGUUGCUUAGCAACAUCGCUCCCUCCGAACAAGGUCUGAGUCGAGCGGCGAUGCCCUUCGGUCUGAUGAGGAGAGAGCUGGCGUGUGAAGGAUACCCUAUCGAGCUGCGCUGCCCAGGAAGUGAUGUCAUCAUGAUCGAGACGGCCAACUACGGCCGCACCGACGACAAGAUCUGCGACGCCGACCCCUUCCAGAUGGAGAACGUGCAGUGCUACCAGCCAGACGCGUUCAAGAUCAUGUCACACAGGUGUAAUAACAGGACCCAGUGUGUGGUCGUCGCCGGGGCAGACGUGUUUCCUGACCCCUGUCCUGGCACUUACAAAUACCUGGAGAUCCAGUAUGAGUGUGUCCCUUACAUUUUUGUUUGUCCUGGAACAUUAAUGCGAGUGCUGGAGCCCAGUUCCGUGCGGGAGGCGGAGCAUCAGUCGGGGGCGUGGUGUAAAGACCCUCUGCAAGCGGGCGAUAGACUGUAUGUGAUGCCCUGGACACCCUAUCGCACAGAUAUGCUGUAUGAAUAUGCUUCUUGGGAUGACUACAUCCAAAACAGAGUCACCACCACCUAUAAAUUGCCGAGUCGAGUUGACGGCACCGGUUUCGUCGUGUAUGAUGGAGCUGUGUUCUACAAUAAAGAACGCACACGCAACAUUGUGAAAUAUGACCUGCGAACUCGCAUCAAGAGCGGCGAAGCUAUUAUUGCUACCGCCAACUAUCACGACACGUCGCCGUACCGCUGGGGCGGGAAAUCCGACAUCGACUUAGCUGUGGACGAACACGGGCUCUGGGUCAUAUACGCCACUGAAGCCAACAGCGGACGCCUGGUUGUUAGCCAGGUGAACCCCUACACGCUGCGGUUUGAGGGAACGUGGCAGACGAGCUUUGAGAAGCGCAUGGCGUCGGAUGCAUUCGUGGCGUGUGGCAUCUUGUACGCCGUUCGUUCCGUGUACCAGGAUGACGACAGCGAGGUGGGCGGAGACCUGAUCCUGUACGCCUAUGACACGCGGCAUAACCACGAGGAGCCAGUGAGGAUCCCGUUCCCCAACCCAUACCAGCACAUCUCCUCCAUCAGCUACAACCCCAGAGACAACCAGCUGUACGUCUGGAACAACUACAUCGUCCUGCGGUACCCGCUGGAGUUCAGCCCGCCGCAGCCCACCACAGACCCACUCUCGACGCCUCUUCUCUCCACCACUCCUCCGAGUGCGCUCUCCACUACAGUGUCCAUGGGCUUCAGCCCCACCUCCGUCCCAUCCGUCACCUUCCACCCGGUGGGGGCUAUAAACAGGGCUCCGGCGGGGCGGCCCAUCACAGCCACGGUCCCGGUGACCAUCAGGCCCCCCCGCCGGCCACAGGGGCCGCGCACACCCAUGUGUGAGGGCCGGGUGACCCGCGGGGUCCAGUGGCCCCCGACUCAUCGAGGAGAAACGGUGGAGAGGCCGUGUCCCAAAGGAUCGCUCGGUAUCGCGUCGUAUCAGUGUAUGGCUGAUGACGUGGUGUGGAACUCCAGAGGCCCCGACCUCAGCAACUGCACCUCGCCCUGGGUCAGCCAGGUCGCUCAAAAGAUUAAGAGUGGGGAGAACGCAGCACAUAUCGCUGCUGUACUUGUCAAUCACACACGGGGGCGGGUCUACGCUGGUGAUGUCACUUCCUCUGUGCGUCUGAUGGAGCAGCUGCUGGACAUUCUGGACUCACAGCUGCAGGCGCUGCGACCCGGAAACAAGGAGUCGGCAACACGCAACUACAACAAGCUUCAGAAGAGAGAGCGAACCUGUCGAGCGUUUAUUCAGGCGGUGGUGCAGACGGUGGAUAACCUGCUGCGUUUGGAGGCGCUGGAGUCGUGGCAGGAUAUGAACGUCACAGAACAGUCACACACCGCCACCAUGCUGCUGGACGUCAUGGAGAAAGGAGCGUUUCUACUGGCCAACAACCUGUACGGGGGUCACUUCAGCGACCGCGCACCCAACGUCGAUCUGGAGGUGUAUGUGCUCAACACAGAGAUGGAGCUGAAGGAUCUGUCCUUCCCAAACUCAUAUGACAGCGACAGCACCAUCCACGUGUCGGCAUCCACCAUCAAACAGUACAGCCGCAACGGUCAGGUGAAGGUGGUUUUCACACUCUAUAAGAACCUGGGCUCGUUCCUCUCCACUCAAAACGCCACGCUGAAGACGGACGGCGAGCUGAAGUCAGGAGGACACAGUCUGGCCGUCAACUCCCACAUCGUCUCUGCCUCCAUGAACAAAGAGUCCAGCCGCGUGUUUCUGACCAAACCCGUCGAGUUCACGCUGAGACACCUGCAGCUGGAGAAUCACUUCAAUCCCAACUGUUCGUUCUGGAAUUACUCUGAGCGCUCGAUGACGGGUCAGUGGUCGUCGCAUGGCUGCAGACGUCUGCACAGCAACAACACGCACACCACCUGCGCCUGCUCGCAUCUGACCAACUUCGCCGUGCUCAUGAACCACCAGCAGCCCGCCUAUCCCGGCGGCGUUCAGGGUCUGAUCCUGUUUGUCAUCACGUGGGUGGGGAUGGUGAUCUCUCUGGUGUGUCUGGCUCUGUGCAUCUCCACCUUCUGCUGCCUGCGAGGCCUUCAGAGCGACCGCACCACCAUCCACAAGAACCUGUGCCUCACGCUCUUCAUCUCACAGCUCCUCUUCCUCAUCGGCAUGGACAAGACACGCUAUGUUGUGAUGUGUCCGGUUCUGGCCGGUCUGCUGCACUUCUUCCUGCUGUCCGUGUUCUGCUGGCUCUGCAUGGAGACGGUGCAGCUGUAUGUGCUGAUGGUGGAGGUGUUUGAAAGCGAGACGUCUCGUCGUAAGUACUACUACCUCUCCGCGUACGGCUUCCCCACGCUGGUGGUGGCCAUUUCCACAGCCAUCGACUACAGGAGCUACGGAGGACCAAAAACUUGCUGGAUGAGGGUUGAUAACUACUUCAUCUGGACGUUUAUCGGCCCCGCCUCCCUUGUUAUUCUGCUGAACCUGGCAGUGCUGGUCAUCACCAUCCACCGGAUGCUGCGCCACUCCACCGUCUUGAAGCCAGACUCCAGCCGAUUCGACAACAUCAAGUGCUGGACGCUCAGUUCUGUCACGCUGCUGUUACUGGUGUCUGUGACGUGGAUCUUUGGCCUUCUCUUCAUGAACGACAAGAGCGUGGUGAUGGCGUACCUCUUCACCUCCUUCAGUGCCCUGCACGGCAUGUUCAUCUUCCUCCUGCACUGUGCGCUGCAGAAGAAGGUGCAGAAAGAAUACAGCAAAUGCUUGCGUCAGUCGCCCUGCUGUGGCCACGCCUCCUCCACCGGUUCCCACGGUUCCCUCAAGAGCUCCGCCCACCGAGGCAACAAUCGCUACUAUGGAGGCAGCCAAUCACGACACGCGCCAGCACAAAGACAGAGCCGUAUCAGGAGGAUGUGGAACGAUACUGUUCGACGGCAGACUGAAUCUUCCUUCAUGGCAGCUGAGAUCAACAACACACCCACACUCACCCGAGGCACUAUGGGUAAUCACCUCCUAGCCAAUCCAAUGCUACAGACCCGCUCUGGCUCCUCCCCUUACAACACCCUAUUGGCUGAGACAUUCAACCCCCCCUCACCAGCAGUUUUCAACGCCACUGGCACGUUCAGAAACUCAAAGGGCACACUGUCGCGCAGCCGCGAGUCAUGUGGGCUGGAGGGAGUCCGGCUCAACGGAAACUACAACAACAGCUACUCACUUCACGGAGGGAGUUCGGAUCUGCUGGGGGGUGUUCCUGUGGGAUCCGGGGGCGUGUCGGGAGAAGUCAGUCCCGCCCUUUUGACUCCUAGAGGGGCGGAGCCUGCUGGCGGUUUGAGGCGGAACCUUUCUGAUGCGGCGGCGUUGGAGAAGAUGAUCAUAUCUGAGCUCGUUCAGAGCAACCUGCGGCCAUCCACCGAUCGCUACGGCAAUGGUCCAAAUUCCACGAUGCACCGGCAGGAUUACGCAACGUCGACAAGUCAUCGAGAGCCCCCGCAACGGCCCUUGCCCCGCCCACCUCCGCCGCCUCCGCAGGACGAGGAGGAGCUGCUGUACAAAGCGCUGGAAAAGCCACGCCUCCCUGAUAAACCCCGCCUACCAGAUAAACCCCGCCUACCGGAUAAGCCCCGCCUCCUGGAGCAUGCCCAGUCUGUGUUCUACCAGAGCGAGGAGGACUCAGAGAGCUUCUCCGCAGAAAUCACGGACGGCGUGGGCGGGACCGGACCGGACUCCACCUCCCUGUAUGCACGGGAUCGUGAUUCGUCCUAUCCCGACAGCAGUCCCGAGGCGCUGGGGGCGGAGCCUCAUCCCACCCUCCCGCCGGACGAGCUGUACUUCAGCGCGGGACGUCAAGCGCACAUCUCGGCCUUUUACCAGCCUCCGCCUCGCAGGACCAAUGACGAGGCUCGGCUGGGACUGCAGCCCUCGCAGGGGGAAGGUGACGGACAGAUGCAACUGGUGACGAGUCUGUGACUAGGGCGCUGGUGACCAGGACACGUAGAUCUGGAGGAGGACAAUGAGGGUGGACGUCUUCAACAUCACCAUCAUCAUCGCAAUUAGCGUCUGGGCGAAUCUCUCGAAACCAUGCGUCUGGUUUGUAGGUCAGCCCAAAAUCUUGAUUUCACUUGAUUUUGUAGUGAAAUAUGAGCCGACAUGUUUCCGUGAGAUUCUCACGUAAGUAUGAAGCUACUUUCAGAUAAUGAAAACCAUUAUCGUGUGUCCUGAGAUCUCCCAGAAGGAGUAGUGCACUGAAAGCCUUGGGAGAUCCCUGUUGAGAUGAUGAUGAUGAUGAUGGCAAUGCUGGCUUCCUCCUCCAUGUCUCUGUCUCCUGGUCACCCGAACACCCACCCUGCUCAUCUCACUGCCAUCCAAGCUCAUCUGUUUUUCCUUUUUGAGAAGAAAUCUUCUUAUCGGGUAGUUUUUCCUCCAUUUGUCCAUCCUCCAUCUCUUCCCUGCUGAGAAAACCAGUUUAAACCAUCCUGAGGUGGAUAUCUGGUCUCCUGGCCUGGCCAAACUGGUCCGUUUUGUGGUUUUUGGUGGGAGACCAUCUGAAAACCACCUUAGGCUGGUUGAGACUGGUUUUUCAGUGGGAUAUCUUUCAUUCAGGGUGGUGUGGUGUAUGAGUGACAGACCUUUAUUAGAAUGUGAUAACACUUACACCAGAGACCGCAGCUCUUAUACAUGCCAAAAAAAAAAAAAAAAAAUCACACAUUUACACUCUUGGGGAGCAGCUACUGUCGGGAUCACGCUCUCACCAUCAUAGAGGUCAAAGGUUAAGAGUCACGGGUUCAACACGUCAAGUAAAUCAACUAGACUGUUGUUUUUGAGGAGCGUGGCAGAUAAAAGAACAAAAACAAACUUUUGUGCCACCUGUCUGGAUGACACCCAAUCAUCUGUGUUGGUGUUCAAGACACUGACCAAUCAUGUUGUUGGGUUUGGAGAAUGUUGAUUCAAUGCUCCGCCCCCUUCCUGUGUUUAAGUAGGUUGAUCGAGGACGUGAUGUUUAACAGUGGGCAGCCGAAUGACAGCUGCUCGCAACUUCCUGUAAAUAAGAACUGAGACGUAACGUCUCUGGACAUGCUUCUCUUUCACUUACGAGUUUAUGGUUGAAAAAAGUCUUAAAGAAUAUGUAGAUGAACUGAUGACACUGUCUCCUCUUUCGGUCUUUUUCUCACUCUGUCUCUUUCGGUCUUUCUCGCUCUCUGAGAGUGUUUCAUGUAAAAAGAUAAGAAAUGUUUUUUAAUCAAAAUAAAACAAAAGAAA